Molecule: messenger RNA, 2612 nt
Organism: Gallus gallus (chicken)
Lineage: Eukaryota; Metazoa; Chordata; Aves; Galliformes; Phasianidae
Gene: CAPN9
Product: calpain 9
Exons: 20
Coding region: 119-2191 (690 amino acids)
Biological process (GO): proteolysis
Cellular component (GO): cytoplasm
Molecular function (GO): calcium-dependent cysteine-type endopeptidase activity; calcium ion binding
Source: RefSeq, a predicted model, not a curated record
GUUUGCUUUCAGGGUGUUCAUCAUCUCCCAUGCUGCUCGGAGCUGCUCCCACUCAUUUCUCCCCUUGCGCCCUGUUCUGCUAGACCUCAGCCCGCUGCACUUCUCCCUGUUGGGAGCCAUGCCCUACCUCCUCCACGACUCAAAGCCGAGGCCACCACCACUGCCAAAGGAGGCACGUGUCACCCACAGCUCAGGGAAGGGCUACCAGGAGCUGAAGCAGGAGUGCCUGCGCAGCGGCUGCCUCUUUGAGGACCCUGACUUCCCCGCCAACAAUGCCUCCCUUUUCUUCAGUGAAAAGCCACCGAUUCCCUUCCUCUGGAAGAGGCCUGGGGACAUUGUCAAAGAUCCCAAGUUUAUCCUCGAAGGAGCCACAAGAACUGACAUUUGCCAAGGGGAUCUUGGUGACUGCUGGCUAUUAGCAGCCAUAGCUUCUCUCACACUGAAUGAGAAAACACUAGCAAGAGUAGUACCGCUGGAUCAAAAUUUUGGGCCAGGUUAUGCUGGGAUAUUUCACUUCCAGUUCUGGCAGCACAAUGAGUGGCUGGAUGUUGUGAUUGAUGAUCGAUUGCCCACCUUCAAAGACCGGUUGGUAUUCGUACAUUCAGCAGAACACAAUGAAUUUUGGAGUGCUUUACUAGAGAAAGCCUAUGCCAAGCUGAAUGGCAGCUAUGAGGCUCUGAAAGGAGGCAGUACAAUAGAAGCCAUGGAGGAUUUCACUGGGGGAGUGGGAGAAAUGUAUGAGGUUAAAAAAGCUCCUGACAAUUUCUAUGAAAUCCUAGAGAAAGCUCUGAAAAGAUCGUCAAUGGUGGGCUGCUCUAUCGAUACCAGCAGUGCUGCAGAGUCAGAAGCCAGGACACCCUUUGGCCUCAUAAAAGGCCAUGCUUACUCUGUAACCGGCAUUGAUGAGGUGAGCUAUCAGGGCCAGAAAGUGCAGCUCAUAAGAAUAAGGAACCCCUGGGGACAAGUGGAGUGGAACGGGCCUUGGAGUGACAACUCUCUAGAGUGGCGUUUGGUCAGCCCAUCGGAGCAGAAGCGCUUGGCUCAGACAGCACUGGAUGAUGGAGAAUUCUGGAUGAAAUUUGAAGAUUUCAAAGUGCAUUUUGAUAAGGUUGAGAUCUGCAACCUGACUCCAGAUUCCCUGGAAGACAACACUACCCAAAAGUGGGAGGUGACCAUCCAUGAGGGGAGCUGGGUCCGGGGAUCCACUGCAGGAGGAUGCAGAAAUUUUCUAGACACUUUCUGGACAAAUCCACAAAUCAAGCUGCAUCUGACAGAGAAAGACGAUGGUCAAGAUGACUGCACGUUCAUAGCAGCACUGAUGCAAAAGGAUCGCCGUAAACUCAGGAAGCUUGGUGCUGAAAUGCUAAGCAUCGGCUACUCCAUUUAUGAGAGCCCUGGUGGAGAUGAACACUUGAGCAAAGACUUCUUCAGGUACCACGCCUCCAAGGCCAGGAGCAAAACCUACAUCAAUUUAAGGGAAGUGUCUGACAGAUUCAAGCUGCCACCAGGUGACUACAUCCUCAUUCCAACCACAUUUGAGCCACAUCAGGAGGCAGAUUUCUGCCUGAGAAUCUUUUCAGAGAAGAAGGCCAUCACUGAGGAUCUGGAUGAAAAUGUUGCCAUUGAUCUCCCCGAGCCUCCAAACCCAACCCCAAGUCCACAAGAAUCUGAGGAAGAAAAGCAGUUCCGAGCACUGUUUGAGCAGAUCUCAGGAAAGGACAUGGAAGUAGCUGCAGAAGAACUUGAAUAUGUUCUAAAUGCAGUAUUAAAAAACACAAAGGAUAUCAAAUUCAAGAAGUUAAGUCUCAUUUCAUGCCGAAACAUCAUUUCUCUUAUGGAUACCAGUGGCAACGGGAAACUGGAAUUCAGUGAGUUCAAAGUUUUCUGGGAAAAACUGAAGAAAUGGAUAAAUAUCUUUCUUCGAUUUGACUUUGACAAAUCUGGCUCCAUGUCCUCCUAUGAGCUUCGCAGUGCUCUCAAAGCUGCAGGAUACCAACUCAACAACUACCUGCUGCAGCUGAUCGUCCUCCGAUACUCUGAUGAGCAGUUCCAAAUUGAUUUUGAUGAUUUUCUAAACUGCCUAAUUCGCUUAGAGAAUGCAAGUCGAGUAUUCCAAGCAUUGAGUGUGAAAAACAAGGAUUUCAUUAACUUGAAUAUUGGCGAGUUCAUCAACCUGGCAAUGAACAUCUGAGGAAGUCGGAUUUGGAUGCCAGGAGUCUCUUGUGCCAUCGCUGCCAUGACUUCUGCCCCAACAGCUGUGAUGCCCUUCUCAUGCAGACUUCAUCAGGAGCUUUUGUGUGGAGGAAGACUCAUGCUGCUCAUCUUUCUGGUCUCCAGCCCUGUUGCAUUCAGGAGUUCAACAGUCAGAUCUCAUUUUGUUUUUAAUUUCGAUAAAAGCUGUUGAUGGAUUUGUUACUGGGAGAGAUAUUUGGAUGGGGCAUACAUGCCUCUCAAGCAGACUGAAACCGAUGCCCCUGAGUGAACACAAUCUUUUAUGAAAUAGGAUUGUAUUUAGUUUCAGCACAGCACCGUCUACAAUGAUUAAACAUCUUUAUUGCUGCUUGGCUACAGAUUGCUGUAAGAUGCUUUUAAAAAUAUAAGGUUGCAUAAAA